This is a messenger RNA of Emiliania huxleyi CCMP1516, 822 nucleotides long. RefSeq lists its product as hypothetical. Bases 1 to 822 code for a protein of 273 amino acids. NCBI's taxonomy places the organism in Eukaryota, Haptophyta, Isochrysidales, Noelaerhabdaceae. The record is from RefSeq and is a predicted model, not a curated record. The transcript is spliced from 4 exons.
AUGUCACAGAUCGAGCGCCGUCCCAACAACGAUGGCUCCAUCAGCGUGGCCCGGCUCCUGCCACGGCCCGGCCCAAAAAUGUUUGGCGUCGCGAUCUGGUGGGCGCUCCACUUCGCGUCUGCGCCCUACACGCCGACAGCAGUCGAGGAGCAGAGGUAUCACGACCUCAUGCAGGAGGCGCGGUACUCGAUCGAGGCGCGCGAGGAGGAGGGCCAGGCGCGGGCGCGGCUGAUGCACGCGCAGGCGGGCCUCGACCAAGUCAACGUCUUUUUCUGGCGCUUCCGCGAGCCGUACUCGACCCUCGUGCCGCAGCGGCAGGCGGAGGUCGACCGCGAGAUGGCGGCGUACCGGGCCUUGUCGCGCGAGCGGGAGGCGCUCGUCUCCGAGGCAAAGGCGUCGGUCGGGAUCUGGAGCAGGUACGGCGUUCAAGAGGUGCGCGAGACGUUCUGGGGCGACUACGAGUGGGGCAAGGACCUCGCGAAGCGGAUGAGCUUCUGGGACGUCGUCUUCGGCGUCGGGCGGGGGCGCGACGAGGAGCUGGCCGUGGUGCUGCUGCGCUGGGUGGGGCAGAUCCUGAUGAACUUCACGGUCGGCUUCGUCUCGGCGCUUGUCGCCUUCCUCUUCUCACUCGUCAAGGUGCUGUGGGCCUACAAGACGGGGCUGCUCUCCGGCGCCCUCUUCUUCUUCAUCGCGGCCACGGGCGCCUCGGCGAUGGUUGCGCUUGUCGUGGGCGGCAUGUACACAACCGCCGUCGGGGGCGUUUACCUCGUGGCGCAAAACGCGGCGCAGGCGCGGCUGCAAGGCCCUAACGUGACAGCCUGA